UCGAUAAGCACAGGAGACUGGCUUCCACGACCUGCCAACUCGGAGAUAUCCGACUGGAAUGCCUUCCAACAAUAGGGACAAAGCGGUACGGAGCAUGUGAGACAUGUGCCACCGACUCCCGAUGCAACCAUUCUAUCAGGCCAGUGGGGACCGGCUAGCCUCGUCGACCACCGAUGGUUGCCCUCAUCAAACUUUACUACUAAUGGACCAUCUGAGAAAAGAGAAAAAAAAAAAAACAAUGGCACCAUCCACCGCCAAAGCGCAGUGUUGGUUACCCAUUUUACUUUUUCCCCUCUCACCCGCCCUUUCUUCCGCUGCCGCCUGGAGACGGAAUCCUGAAGCACAACAGAGAAACGGUAUUGGGAGUGGUGGAACCAAGUUGCGCCUUGACUUUGGAGCCGGCGCUGCCAGCCGAUGCGCCCCAUUCCCAAAUCGGCCUAACGGCCGUGAAGCCGAGGUUCAGGGUGUCCCUACUAACAAUGCUUAAACGAGCGGAGUAAUAUUGUGCCCUGAACCUCGCCAAACUCAAGGGCCAGCAAUUGUCGGCGCAUGGGGAUGCUUGAAGCUUGAUAUUCUCUUUCAUGAACGGCGCUCGCUAUCUUUCUAUGGGCCGGGCUUGGCUAUUUGAGGGUUUUCUGACUUGCCCCCAAUGUAUGGGCGCCCCAAGGGACCCUAAGCAACAUCCACACCCGAGGACAAGCCUUGGUCAGACAUCCCAGG
Molecule: messenger RNA, 720 nt
Organism: Aspergillus sclerotioniger CBS 115572
Lineage: Eukaryota; Fungi; Ascomycota; Eurotiomycetes; Eurotiales; Aspergillaceae
Exons: 2
Coding region: 104-487 (127 amino acids)
Source: RefSeq, a predicted model, not a curated record